CACAGGAGCCUCUCCGGUGUCCUUGGCUGCUCGCUGACAGGGUCUGCGGUCCAGGCACACAGCAGCGGGGGGCUCGGAAUAAAGCCUGCCACCAUGUGGAGCUGCGGCCCACUCAACGGCACAGCCGGUGCAGAGGACCAGCCCCUGUGCCAGCAGUUCCACCUGGCCCUGUCCGUGCUCUCGCUGCUCUACCUGCUGCUCGGCGUCCCUGUCGGCCUGGCCUACAACGCCCUGCUCGUCCUGGUCAACCUGUGCGACCAGGGCGGCAUGACCAUGCCCGACGUCUACUUCGUCAACAUGGCGGUGGCAGGCGUGGUGCUCAGCGCCCUGGCGCCUGUCCACCUACUGGGCCCCACCACCUCCGGCUGGGCCCUGUGGGGCUUCAGCAGUGAGGCCCACGUCACACUGCUGGUGCUGUCCAACGUCUCUGCCCUGGUGACCACGUACUCCACGGCCCUGCUCAGCCUCGACUGCUAUAUUGAGCGGGCACUGCCGCGCACCCACAUGUCCAGUGCCUACAACACCAGGCACGUGUGCGGCUUCGUUUGGGGUGGGGCCCUGCUCACCAGCUUCUCCUCGUUGCUCUUUUACAUCUGCAGCCACGUGGCCGCCAGGGCCACUGAGUGCUCCCAGAUGCAGCACACAGAGGCUGCCGAUGCCAUCAUGGUGCUCAUCGGCUACGUGGUCCCUGCCCUGGCUGCGCUCUACGCGCUCGUGCUCCUCUCGAGGAUCUGGAAGGAGGACACGCCGCUCGACAGGGAUGCGGGGAGGCUGGACCCCUCGGCGCACAGGCUUCUGGUAGCCACCGUGUGCACGCAGUUUGGGCUCUGGAUGCCUCACUACCUGACCCUCCUGGGCCACACGUUGUUGGCCUUUCGGGGUAGGCCCGUCGACGGGCGACCUCUGGGGGUCCUGCUCUUCUCGAAGGACCUGUCGCGGCUCCUAGCCUUCUCCAGCAGCUGCGUGACGCCGCUCCUUUACCGCUACAUCAGCAGGACCUUCCCUGGCAGACUCCGGCGGCUGGUAAAGAAAAUGCACUGUGGGCGCCAGAGCUGCUCCCCGGACCAGGCAGGGGUGCAGCAGGUGAUGGCAUAGAGCCAGCUGCUCGAGUCACAGCUGCUUUCUGAGGGUCCCCGGCCGCCUCCAGUGCCCCCUGCCUCAUCAUCAGAUUGGCAGUCAACAGUAUGCCCUGGAGGCACAGUCUAGGGCCCCUCCUGGGAGACAGGUGACCUGACAAACACUCAAACCAUAUGCAUGGCACUCUGUCACUGUCGCUCUGUCACGCUCUUCCCUAGGAUGUCACUGAGGCCAGAACAAAGAACAGCACGAAGAGUGUUCUCUCCGAGUUUUUUGCUGUUCCGUCCAGGCUGCUCUUGGGCCAAGGCGGCGCUGUCCACGGCAGGAAGCCCAGUGUGAAAAGCAGCUGUGUGAGCCCCACCUGCUUCGGUUCGAGGUGGGUGCCCUGCUCUGCCUGCCGGGGCCACACCUACCAUCGCGUCCUCAGUCUGGCCUCCUCCACUCUGGGUUUCUGAAUGAAGCCAUGAGAAUCCAAUCCAAUAUUUAUACAUGGUGCCGUUAAAAUACUCGAUUCCCCCUUUAUUUUUGCUUAUAAAAAGAUUUGAUGGAAGUCACAAAAGUAUGAAAAUGAAGGAGACAACACAAGAGGGCACUGAGUUGGAGGCGGGCUUUGCUACUGCAGUGUCUCACUGAGGAGGGGUAAGCAGAGGCACGUGCCUCGCCACACACACAGGCAGUGUGCAAAUGCUUCAAAGGACAGGGCCAGCAGCGUGGCUGGCCUUAAGAGGAAAGCCCUUAAGGAGCCCUCCCUGCCCGCUGAACACACCCAGUACCCCUGUUGCCCUCACGGGUGAUGUCCACUGAUGCCCCAAAGUGUGCACCAAACCCCACAAUAAAAAUAAGCCCAAGAAAAGGAAAUGUGGUUAGGCUUUCUAACCUAACAUGGAUGCUGGAAGGGACUGUGCAGGGGAGAGACAGGCCUGGAAGACGGAGCCCAGUCCGGCACCCAGGGCAGAGCGUGAGGCCACACCGCCUUGCACCUGACACCAGCCUGCUUCGCCAGCUGCAGUGGGUGCCCGGAUCCUUCCACACCGAGUUCCGUAAGCAGCUGCUCUGAAACCGUGGCAGCAGAAGCCCCCCGCCCUCCUCCACACCAUCUGCCCACCCGCACGCCAACGUCACAGGCCAGCAGCCCUCCGCGCCAACCCGCAAAGCUCCGAAAACAGGAAGACUGAUUUCUCAGGCCUGUGGCAAAUCCACUCGGUAGCAAACCCCGACCUGAAGCAGUGUGAGGGCAUGUUUCUGGGGGAAGAUGGACGUGAAUGUGACUACGGGGCCCCACCUUGGCCCCACGGCGCCCUGCAACACACAGCACACGCGGCAUGUUAACUGCCAGCGUGCAAACGCAGACAACAGGUAAACGUAGGUCGUUUGCUGAAAGCAGCCAGGAGUGUGUGUGUCCCUUCGGAUGCGGCUCACAUGUCACCCUGAGCCUUCCUGUGGGGUUGCAGUGGUGGAGGGAACUGCUAGGGCUGGUCGUGGGGAACUCCGACCUGCUCUUGGGUUUGCGCAUCCGGGAAAAGUGUUGUUGUUGAUGCACUGCAUUUAUUUAUUUAUUUGUACCUUCCGACUCCCUUCGUCCCCGUCAACCUCCCAUCGGUUCUGUCUCUGUGACCUUGGUCGCUUUUUCGCAAAGAUCCCACGGAGAAGUGAGAUCACAUGGGAUUUCUCUCCUUGGAUUCGUUUCACUUGGCACAGUGCCCUCCAGGCCCAUCCACGUUGUCCCACACGUGCAGAUUUCGUUCCUGUUUGUGGCUCAUAUUCCACAGUAUGCACAUGCAUGUACCCCCCUCCCCAUCUUCUUUAUCCACUUGUCCAUCAAGGGAAACUCAGCUGCCUGGUUCUGGUCUGUCAUGAAUCAUGCCGCACUGACUGUGGGUGCAGACACCAUUCUGAGUUAGUGUUUUUGUUUCCUUUGGGCAAAUACCCAGAAGUGUGAUCACUAAAUCACCGGUAGAUCUGCUUUUGGCUCCCGAGGGACGCCGUACUGUCCUCUAGAGCGGCCGCACCAGUCGGUCUUCCACUGAGUGUCACAAGGGCCCCUUUCCUGCACAUCCUGGCCAGCUCUCGUCACCUUGAUGACAGCACCCUAACAGGGUGAGGGGCUCCAGUGUGGGUGCACUUCUCUGGCGAGUGAUGCCGACCACCUCCUCACGUACAUGUUGGCCGUCUGUGUUCUCUGGAGAAAUGUCUAUUCUGAUCUUCUGUAACCAGAUUUUGUAAUCAGAUUUUAUUUUACUACUGAGUUGUGGAAGUUCUUUCCUUAUCAGAGAUAUUAACAUACUAACUUUUGACAACCUGAAAACUUAAUUCUGACACAUUUGGUCUGAGGGUAACAGAGUGUGGCUCUAUGUGUUGCCACAAUCCAUUCGGGGAACUCGCAACAUUUGGUCCUGGUCUCUCCGGAGGUCCAGCCCAUGCCUCAAUUGCCAUCACAUUUCUCUCUGCAGAAUAUAUCCCCUCAGGGAUGAUAUGACUGAGUUAGGAGUCUGCCUGUGCAGAAGCAGGAAAAUACACUGGACACCAGGGCCCGGGUCCUACCUGCCUCUGGUAGCUGUGAAAUUUUGGACACCUGGGGCCUCCUCCUCCACUUCCUGGCCAGUAAAUCGGAGGCAGAAUUAGAGAAGUUUCCAGGUUGCUUCUGUCCAUGGACUUGCUAUUUCUACUGAGGGACGCAGCAUCCUCUGCUGCUGGUCUUCAGGUGUGCCAGGGUGUCCCCAGGUCCUGCAAGUCUCAGGCCCAACCCCCACACUCCUCAAGCUGUGGGCUGCACGGCAGGUGGUCCGGGGCCACGGCUCCAUGUAGGAAGCCUGGUGUCGGCUGCGCAAGCGGCCGAUGCAGCCGCAGAGUCUCAAGCGUCACAGCCAUGGUGCCUCUAACCUCAGACACACCUGCUACGGCGCACCCUCAGUCCUCACCAGGCAGGGGGCAAGGUCCACCACACACUGCCAGGCUCUUGCGUCAGGAAGCCAGCAACGCUCCUAGUGGACAUGGGAUCCAGCCAGUGGGUGGGUUUGUGGCGGCAGUGCUACUUGAAACAACAAGACCCUUUCCCUGUUCAUCUGUUCUGCUCUUUGCUCUAGAAAGAGCUCCCAGGAGAGAAGGAGGUCCCAAGGGCACAGAGCCAAGAGGCACGUGGGUCUCUGCAGCCCCUACAGCCCCUGAAGCCCUCACCCUAAGUGGGCUCCCCCAAACACAAGAGGGGCUGAGAAUCACAGCUUGUGAUUUCUCAGUGGCUUUGGUUGCAACGUGGCUUGUUUCCGGGACCUCUGGGGGCCUGAGCGGGUCUCACCCGUGCCAGUGACAGAGGGCCCCCAGGGGCUGGGUCUCUGGUGCAGCCCCUUACCUCUCACGAGACCCCUCCACUGCUGUCAUGGUGUCCCUGGGUCUCAUGGCCAUGUUUUUGGCCUCCAAGCUCUUCUCCCCAGGGGACUUCUCUGCCACCAGCCCCAUGUGCUGCAGGACCUACUUUCCAUGUGGUGUUGAUCCAUCCACACUCACCUGGGGUGGACCCAGGGGACAGAGCCUCCCUUCCUGGUGGCGCUGCCUCUAGCGCUCCUGCCCACGUGGCCUGAGACUCGGACGAGUUCUGAGCCAAGAGGAAAAAACGAGCAGACUGUGAACACAAUCCUACACAUCACAUACCUGUUGUUUUAACUGCCCGAGUUAAGGGCCAAGUGUGUUACAAGGUCAUUAAUUUUGUUACCAAUCCUUCUUAUUACACUUUUCAAAUUAAUAUUAUUUUUGCUAAUCACAAAAACUCAUCUACCUUGUCAUGCUCAUUUAAGAUUCCAGAAGGUGAAUUUAAAUUUAGGUUUGCUUCACAAAGGUUAUAAAAUUUGUCACGGGAAACCGGGGUCUCCUGUUCGUGGUGGCCAACGCGUGAGUCAGACACCCUCUCCUUUACCAAAAGCACGUGAUAAAGGAUAAACCUGGAGUCAAUUAUUAAAAAGCUAAAUUACAAGUCAAGUUCUUGGAUUUUAAGUCAGCUGGAAAUAUGUGGGCUUUGUCACUUGUCACCUGCUACAUCUGUCCCAGCAGUUGGACCGUUUGCCUCAAAUUCUAUGUAUGUCAGGGGGAUACCUGCUGAAGAAAACCCCACACGUUUGAAGACUUAGGUCACUUGAUGUCAAUCACCCAAUUCUGGAACUCUCAGAAUGUGUAUUUCCAGGGGUGUGUGGCGCAUAUCAGAAAGGGCACAGGCCUUAGUGUAAGAUGGGUCUGUCCCCUGGCCACACGGGUCAUGCCAUUGCCAGGCCCUCCUCUAUCACAGGGAUGCCCACCAGGCUGUGCACCUGCAUGCUCCCUCAGCUGCCUCCGCGAGCGCCCCAGGCCCCACUGUGAAGACCACCCCACCAGUCUGGCAAACAUUCUUCCCUGAGAACAGACAUCAGAGGAGCGCUGAGGACAGACCUGAGGGGCCCCAGCAGCUGUGUGGGGGUCUGUCCCUCCACCCCCGUCCCUCUGCAAGAGGUGAGCGUGCAGUGCACAUGGCAAGCUCUUGAUACAUCUGAGUAACGAGCGAGUAAGUCAUCUAGGAAUGAGAUCAUUGGAAUAUACCCAUUUUGUAUGAAUAAAGAAUGCAGUUUAAAGAAUUA
Molecule: messenger RNA, 5675 nt
Organism: Suricata suricatta (meerkat)
Lineage: Eukaryota; Metazoa; Chordata; Mammalia; Carnivora; Herpestidae
Gene: GPR146
Product: G protein-coupled receptor 146
Exons: 2
Coding region: 94-1095 (333 amino acids)
Biological process (GO): G protein-coupled receptor signaling pathway
Cellular component (GO): membrane
Molecular function (GO): G protein-coupled receptor activity
Source: RefSeq, a predicted model, not a curated record